Molecule: messenger RNA, 2945 nt
Organism: Girardinichthys multiradiatus
Lineage: Eukaryota; Metazoa; Chordata; Actinopteri; Cyprinodontiformes; Goodeidae
Gene: gpatch1
Product: G patch domain containing 1
Exons: 20
Coding region: 58-2829 (923 amino acids)
Biological process (GO): mRNA processing
Cellular component (GO): nucleus
Molecular function (GO): RNA binding
Source: RefSeq, a predicted model, not a curated record
GCUUCGCUUUCAUCUGAAAGGUUUGUCCCUCUGUGGAGGCCGUAGUUGUGUACAAAUAUGGCGUCGGACAGCGACAGCGACGAGGACUUUGUGAGUUUCGGGACUCCCCUGGAGCCUCUGGAGGAAGACGAGCCUCUGAAGAAGCCCAUCCCACUGCACGAGCAAACGGUGAAGGACGAGAAGGGACGAUAUGAAAGGUUCCAUGGAGCUUUUACUGGAGGCUUCUCAGCUGGAUACUUCAACACAGUUGGAUCAAAAGAAGGCUGGACCCCAUCAACCUUUGUGUCGUCACGGCAACAGAAAGCUGACAAGCACCAUGCCAGACCUGAAGAUUUCAUGGACGAGGAGGACUUCAGCGAGCACGGCAUCGCUCCUAGAGAGAUCACCACCAGUCAGGAGUUCUCGUCCAGCCGCAGAGAUGAGGCUGCAGAGAAGGCCAGAGCCGUCAGCGCUCAGGCGGCGUUGAUCCCCGGAGACACGCUGCUGGAGGAGCUCAUCGCACCUGCCAGGUUGUCCAUCGGCAUAGAGCUGCUGAGGAAGAUGGGAUGGAAGGAAGGUCAGGGCAUCGGGCCUCGCGUGAAGAGGAAACCUCGCAGACAGCUUAAGGAUGGACCAUCAAAAGUAUACAGCUGUUUGGUGCCCCCUACUGGUUCGGAGGAAUCAGAGGAUGAGGAUGGGGAAUUUGCCCCAGAGAACGUUACCUUUGCUCCGAAGGAUGUGACUCCAGUGGACUUUACUCCGAGGCUCGGGGUUCAAGGCCUGGGGUACCGCGGUCUGGACCCGGGCCUUGCACUGCUGGGUCGGGCAGCGGAUGAGCACAUUGAUCUGUUCAGGCCUCGGUCUGAGACCAGGAGUCGGCUGUUUGGAGACCGACAAAGUAGCUCCAGGAGAGGAGGGGUCGCCGGGCAGGCAUUUGGUGUGGGAGCGCUGGAGGAAGAGGAUGAGGACGUGUAUCACAGAGACUCCAUGUCCAGAUACGACACCAUUCUUGGAGAAGAGGAGCCCGGAGAUGGUUUGUACGGCUGGACGGCUCCCCAGCAGUACACCAAGAAGAGAGACAGAAGCAAAGAUGCUUUGUAUCUCGGGAAGAUCCUGGAGGGGUUCACUCUGGCUCAGAAACCUCGUGAUGAGAAAACAAUCUUCCCUCCACCCACUUUGCCCAGAGAUUAUCGCCCCGUUCAUUAUUUCCGUCCCCAAGUUGACGUUACAAGACUCUCUGGGGUCAGUUCAGCUCUGGCUGAGGCUCUGAAGACCUCCAGGGGUCACAUGGUCAAAGAAGAGCCACAGCCAGUAGGACGCCACCAGCUGGACUCUGGCCAGAGGAGGGCGCUGCUGGGAGAGGACGCCCUGAAAGGUCCCAGUUCAGUCAUGGAUCUGCUGAGACCUGAGGACAGACAGCGCCUGUUCAGCUUCCGAAACUCCUCAGCCCAAAAAUCCUGCACGGCCGACACAUCCCGGGCGCCUCCACCCGGACCGGCUCUGCUCCCCUCUGGCCUUCAGCAGCAGCAGGAGGCGCUGGCGGCAUGGAAAGGCUCGUCCUCCUCACAGAGCUUCAAACCCUUUGAGAAUAACCCCAGCAAGCAGGCGCGGUACGAGGUCUACCUGAGCCAGCUCCGACUGGGAGACGGAGACGCCCUGGAGCAGAGUCUGGACCCAACCAUGACGGAGUGGGAGCGCAGCAGGGAGCGCGAGGAGUUUGUCCGAUCUUCCAUCCUGUACCGACCCUCCUCUUCCUCACUGUCGUCUCGCUUCACACGGGCCAAGCACCAGGAGGACGAGGACACAGUGGAGGUCAGCCAGGACCAGGAGGGUGAUGUGGACGACAAGCAGGCAGCUGUCAAGAUGAAGAUGUUUGGAAAACUGACCAGAGAAACCUUUGAGUGGCAUCCCGACAGACUGCUGUGCAAGAGGUUCAACGUUCCUGACCCGUACCCUGGGUCAGGUUUGGUGGGUCUGCCGAAGGUGAAAAGAGACAAGUUUUCGGUCUUCAACUUCUUAACUGUUCCAGAGAGCAGGGAGAUGGCAGCACCUCCAAAGCCUCUGGAGCCGGGGAAGAGGUCGAGGUGGGACGUUUCAGAGCAGAACAAAGAAAAGAAGAACGAAGAUCCGCUGAGCGAGCUGCUCAGCGAUGCACGGAACCAAACUGAGUCCAAAGCUCCCGGGUUGUCCUCCUCCACCUGCAACAGCGACCUGACUUCAGGCAACAAAUCUGAGGCAGAGGUAGACAAGAAGGCAAAGAAUGAAGAAGAGGAGGAGGAGGAGGAGGAGAGGCCUCCCAUGGAUUUGUUUAAAGCCAUCUUUGCCGGCUCUUCCGAUGAGAAGUCCUCCUCUUCAUCAGAGGGAGAGAGUGAUGGAGAGGAGGGUGAGAAAGAUGCAAAGGAAGAUGAAGGAAAAAUGGACACAGAACCAAUAAAGCUUUUUGCCAUCUCCUCCUCUUCUGUCGUCACAUCCAGCCUGCAUACAGAAGCAGCAGUUUCCUCUCAGAUGUCCACUCAGGAUGAGAAAGAGUUUGGUCCGAAGCUGCCGCCUCCUUCAGCUGCUGUCGAUAGAGGAGGCGCCACCUCCACAUACCCCCCCCAGGAGGAUGAGAGGACCAGCAGGAAAAGCAAAGAGAAGAAGCACAAAAACAAGAAGCUUAAACACAAGAAGGAGAAGAAGAAGAAGAAACACAAGAAACACAAACACAAAGGGAAGCAGCAGUUGAAAAGCAAGAAAGAGGAGUCAGGCAGCAGCUCUGAGGACAGCAAAGAAGACGAGGAAGAUGUUCAGGUAUCGACAGACGAGCUGCUGAGAAGACUGAAAAGCAUCCGGACCCCUCAGAUGUGGUGACCUGCAGGAGCUCCAUCCUCUGUGAGGACCGACUGCAGCCUGAUCUCACUGAUCUCACACCAACAUGAUAUCUGCUGUGAAGCUUUUCUGUCUAAUAAAAAUAUGAAUUCAUUUUA